Molecule: messenger RNA, 2151 nt
Organism: Aspergillus clavatus NRRL 1
Lineage: Eukaryota; Fungi; Ascomycota; Eurotiomycetes; Eurotiales; Aspergillaceae
Exons: 3
Coding region: 1-2151 (716 amino acids)
Biological process (GO): transmembrane transport
Source: RefSeq, a predicted model, not a curated record
AUGCUGCCCUGCUUAUUCUCUCUGAAUAGCCUCAUUUACUUCACAUCAUGGAUCUUGGCAUGCGAAGCCGCCUUUGUCCGGCGUUAUCCAUGUGAAUCUAGCCCUGGCCUUCGGAGGAACGGCGACUUCCACUUAGACAGCCUGAACGGCAAGAUCCACCAAGCUGGAGAGACGACAGUCUUGACAUUUACACUGUCGAGCUUCUACAAUGCCUCCCAGUACAAUUGCGACGAGCUGCUACUGGCUGGGAGCGAAAGCAAUGGACAAUUUCGAGUGGCUGGGUAUCCCGUCGGUCAUCUGGAUCAGGUCAAGAAACAUUGUCGUCCCGCCCCGGCGAUCUGGCGACUUCCUGAAUCAUCUGCGCUCUCGACAUGGGAGCUCAGCUAUUCCUUUGACUCUCCUCCUCGCCUGCAGACGCUUGCCACAGAAGUCAGUUUUAGUCUUCACAGGGGCCCCGAUCCGGAGCUUGGCUGCGUGGCUGUCCGGAUUACACCAGAUAUAGGACCCGUCGCUUCGGGAGUUUUCACGUUUAUUCCCGCCAGCAUCAUUGUCCUGGUGGGUUUAGCUUCGUGGCUCAGCCACGCAGAGCAAACGCGAGGAUAUCCCGCAUCCAACCUGCUCCUGAAGCGUCAGAGCCUGUUAGCCCGAAUCCUAGUCGACAUCGCCGACUAUGUUCGCUAUCUCCAGUUCAUCUUCCUUGCCGCCUCGCUUUCAAUGCAGUACCCCGGCUUCUACCAGCCCGUUGCCAGCCAACUCGCCUGGUCGUCGCUGCUGUACUGGACCGGGCCAGUCGAACACGGCUUCACAUAUCCGGGCGUGGAGGACGGAUUCUACGCGAUCAACGGCACGUACGGACUGGAGUACAUGGCGCAGAACCUGGGGUUCCCGACCAUGUCGGAUAUCAUGGUCGACGCGCUGAUCAAUCUGUGCAUUUUAGGGCUUGGAUUUGUCGCUCUAAUGCUGAUUGUUUGGCUGGUUAGAUGCGGAUCGUGGCCUUCCUCGGCCCUGUCCAAGGAAUCUGUUGCUAGACAAAUCAAGGAAGCAGGCUGUGGAAUGAUUGCCGUCCCAUUGCUGCUCUUCAGUCUGCCUCUGCUGGCUUACCUGUCCUACCAGCUCAUUCUGGUCGGAUACCUGCCCGGCUACCGCAUCUCUCUGGUGGUAUUGAUGAUCGGGGUGUUGAUAGGGUCCAAUAUCUUCAUUGCUCGUCAUCAAGGCUGCCAAUCUGAUUCCGAGGAAGCCCCUUCCAAAGCCACGGUUGAUGUCUCACACUAUGUGCUCUAUGGUGUCCCCAUGGUUCAGGGACUGGCAAUUGGCGGCCUACAACUCUGGGGAUGGGCACAGCUUCUGCUGCUUGGGGCCUGCGAGGUGCUGGUCCUGGUGCAUCUGGUCGUUCAGCGUCCGACCGGAAUUAUUCUAUCCAGAAAUAUCUGGUGCGCUGCUGUUCGUUUGGCGACAAUCAUCUUGAGCAUCUGUUUCGUGUGUCCGUUAAGCGAGUCAGCCCGGCAAUGGAUCGGAUAUUUCAUGCUCGGACUUCAUGGCUCGGUUGUCGUCUUUGGAUUCCUGUUCAUUUCUCUCUGGCAGAUUGGCCGUAUUGUCUAUCUACGGAAUUCUUCACGUCCCUUACCGCCUCUCCAUCCGUACGAGUUAUCGUCUCAUUCCAGCAGAAGCGUGAAUGCCGAUGCAAAAGGUCAACAGAGAGAUCCGUUGAGCGACGUUCCAGAUCGGUAUCGUCUACACGCUGCUGCUUUGCCAGAAUCAGUGCCACACACACUUGAUACGUCCAGCUUUUAUCGAACCCCGCGGGCUCGGACGAGCUGUGGUGCAUUAUCCGAGAUAGAGAGUCGCCGGUCCGAGUCUAAUACCUCCUCUACAGCUUCCAGUGGGGAUUCAAUGCACACCGUUGGUGAUUCUUAUACGUUGGAUGAGCUUCUCCAACGACCCAGCCGAUCCGACGUCGAUUAUUCGGUCCGCGAGUCGGAUAUGUACUACGGCCGGAUUGGCACUUCACCAUCGGAGCUGCCGAGGACAGAGGAUGAAACAGAAACCAGUCGAGAGACUUUCUCUCAGUGGAAGCGUAGAGCAGUAGAGCGGUUGAGGCGGACCGGGAACCAGGAGAAGGGAUUUGUGGUGAUACGGCCACGGCCGACAUAG